GGGGCUGGGACUGGGUUUAGAAGGAGGCCUGGAGGCCGGGGCCGCCUCCCGACGCCCGUUUGCUGGCUUCUGUCGCUCCAUCGAAUCCGAGGAGCGGAGGUGACCUCGGCCUCCAGCGUCUCCGAAGGGCUGAAGUGGCGUCGGCGGCCGGGAUGGCGUUGCUGGGCUUACUGCAGGCGGGCGGGUCGGUGCUGGGGCAGGCGAUGGAGCAGGUGACAGGCGGCAGCCUCCUGUCUACGCUCCUGAUCGCCUGCACCUUCACCCUCAGUCUGGUCUACCUGUUCCGCCUCGCCGUCGGACACCUGGCCCAGCUGCCGGCCGGGGCGAAAAGUCCACCAUACAUUUUGUCUCCAAUUCCAUUCCUUGGACAUGCAAUAGCAUUUGGGAAAAGUCCAAUUGAAUUCCUAGAAAAUGCAUAUGAGAAGGUUUUCUUGGAGCAGAAGAAAAUGUUAAAAACUGGUCUCAACAUAGCCCACUUUAGACAGCAUGUUUCUAUAAUUGAAAAAGAAACAAAGGAAUACUUUGAAAGUUGGGGAGAAAGUGGAGAAAAAAAUUUGUUUGAAGCUCUUUCUGAGCUAAUAAUUUUAACAGCUAGCCAUUGUUUACAUGGAAAGGAAAUCAGAAGUCAACUCAAUGAGAAGGUGGCACAGCUGUAUGCAGAUUUGGAUGGAGGUUUUAGCCACGCAGCCUGGCUGUUGCCCAGUUGGCUGCCUUUGCCAAGUUUCAGACGCAGGGACAGAGCUCAUCGAGAGAUCAAGAAUAUUUUCUAUAAGGCAAUCCAGAAACGCAGACAGUCAGGAGAAAAAAUUGAUGACAUUCUCCAAACUUUACUAGAUUCUACAUACAAGGAUGGGCGUCCUUUGACAGAUGAUGAAGUAGCAGGGAUGCUUAUUGGACUGCUCUUGGCAGGGCAGCAUACAUCCUCAACUACUAGUGCUUGGAUGGGCUUCUUUUUGGCCAGAGACAAAACACUUCAAGAAAAAUGUUAUUUAGAACAGAAAACAGUCUGCGGAGAGGAUCUGUGUCCUUUAACUUAUGACCAGCUCAAGGAUCUAAAUUUACUUGAUCGCUGUAUUAAGGAAACAUUAAGACUCAGACCUCCAAUAAUGACCAUGAUGAGAAUGGCCAGAACUCCCCAGACUGUGGCAGGGUAUACCAUUCCUCCAGGUCAUCAGGUAUGUGUGUCUCCCACAGUCAACCAAAGACUUAAAGACUCAUGGGUAGAACGUCUGGACUUUAAUCCUGAUCGCUACUUACAGGACAACCCAGCAUCAGGAGAGAAGUUUGCCUAUGUGCCAUUUGGAGCUGGGCGUCAUCGUUGUAUUGGGGAAAAUUUUGCCUAUGUUCAAAUCAAGACAAUUUGGUCCACUAUGCUUCGUUUAUAUGAAUUUGAUCUCAUUGAUGGAUAUUUUCCCAGUGUGAAUUAUACAACCAUGAUUCACACCCCUGAAAACCCAGUUAUCCGAUACAAACGAAGAUCAAAAUGAAAAAGGUGGCAAGAACUAAUGUGUGAAACAUCACUGUCAGCUGCAAAACCAUUUACAGAUGACGUUUAUGAAACAACUCCUAGUGUACUGUUUUUUGAGUGUAUAAUUUAAAGAUAAUGGUUUAAGAUUUUUACAUUUUAUUAACUGAAUGAUUCCACCAAUUCUGGUGGUAUUUCGAACAUUUUCUAAUAGUUUAUGAUGAAUACAGUCGUCCCUUGGUAGCUGUGGGGGAUUGGUUCCAGGACCCCCACGGAUACCAAAAUCCGAGGAUACUCAGGUCCCUUAUAUAAAAUGGGGUAGUAUC
Molecule: messenger RNA, 1791 nt
Organism: Trichechus manatus latirostris (Florida manatee)
Lineage: Eukaryota; Metazoa; Chordata; Mammalia; Sirenia; Trichechidae
Product: lanosterol 14-alpha demethylase
Exons: 9
Coding region: 153-1487 (444 amino acids)
Molecular function (GO): oxidoreductase activity, acting on paired donors, with incorporation or reduction of molecular oxygen; monooxygenase activity; heme binding
Source: RefSeq, a predicted model, not a curated record